This is a messenger RNA of Diospyros lotus (date-plum), 1538 nucleotides long. Its product is annotated as fasciclin-like arabinogalactan protein 1. Gene Ontology annotation, cellular component: plasma membrane. The record is from RefSeq and is a predicted model, not a curated record. Lineage: Eukaryota; Viridiplantae; Streptophyta; Magnoliopsida; Ericales; Ebenaceae. The coding region runs from base 245 to 1501 and encodes 418 amino acids. The transcript has a single exon.
CGAUCGUUUUGGUCAACAAAUGCAUGUUAAAAUAACAGAACCCUAAUAAGAUCCAGUGGCAUUCGUGUAGUUUAAGCCACAGCUGAGGUUUUUUAUACUGCCUCCUGCUCCAGAUCUCCACUACAUAGUACAUACCGACACCGCUGUCUCUCUCUCUGCCUGCCUUUCUCUCACCCCAAUAAGCUCCACAUCUUCCGCCCAAAUCUCCCUAUCCCUCUCUCUCACUCUCUCAGAAGCAGGCAAAAUGCAGCUCCGGCCGGUCGUCGCCGGAAUAGUAGUGGUCUCACUCCUGGGCUUGCUCUCAUGUAGCGGCACGGAAGCGCACAAUAUCACGCGCAUAUUGGCCAAGUUCCCCGAGUUUUCUACUUUCAGCCACUACCUCACGGUCACUCACCUCGCCUCCGAGAUUAACAGCCGGCAGACGAUCACCGUCUGCGCCGUCGACAAUGCUGGCAUGUCAGAUCUGCUCUCGAAGCACUUCUCCAUCUACGCCAUCAAAAACGUCCUGUCAUUUCACGUGCUCUUGGACUACUUCGGUGCCAAGAAGCUUCACCAGAUCAGGGACGGCACGGCUUUGGCCGCCACUAUGUUCCAGGCCACCGGCUCGGCUCCCGGGUCCUCUGGCUUCGUGAACAUCACGGAUCUGAAAGGAGGUAAGGUCGGCUUUGGCGCUGAGGCCAGCGGCGGCAAGGUCGCCGCCACGUUCGUUAAGUCGGUUCAGGAGGUUCCGUACAACAUCUCCGUCAUCCAGAUUAGCAAUGUCUUGCCGUCGCCCGAGGCCGAGGCUCCGACUCCCGCCCCGAGCCAGGUGAAUCUGACGGCUGUGAUGGCAGCUCACGGCUGUAAAGUGUUCGCCGAGACUUUGAUAGCCUCUCCUGCUGAGAAGACGUAUAUGGACAAUCUCGACGGCGGAUUGACGGUGUUCUGCCCCGGCGACGACGCGUUCAAGAACUUCUUGCCAAAGUACAAGAACUUGUCUGCGGAAGGCAAGCAGUCGUUGCUGGAGUUCCAUGGCGUUCCGACGUACAACUCAAUUCCGAUGCUCAAGUCCGGGAAUGGAAUUAUGAACACUCUGGCCACCGACGGAGCGAGCAAGUUCGAUUUCACAGUGCAGAACGAUGGCGAGGAAGUGACUUUGAAGACGAAGAUCGUGACGGCGAAGAUCACGGGGACGAUAAUCGACAAGCAGCCUGUGGCGGUUUACACUCUCGACAAAGUACUUUUGCCUAAGGAGCUUUUCAAGGGUUCUCUGGCUCCAACUCCGGCGCCGGCGCCGGCGCCCGAGGCUGAUUCGCCGACGCCGUCGAAGGCGAAGGGCAAGGGGAAGCACUCGUCGCCUCCGGCGUCGGAUUCGGAGUCGCCGGCGGACUCCCCAGACGGAGAUCCUGCGGAUCAAGCGGCAGAUAGUAACGGUGCCGUUACAUUUAACGGUGCUAGAUCUGUGGCAGUGGCCGUGGCCGUGGCUUUGGUUCUGUGUUUGGCCUUCCUACAGUCGUCGUAAGUUAUAAUAAUAAAUUGCCCGCUUUUAUUUUUAUUUU